AUGGGGACCCGCGAGAACCUUGCCGCCGCCAUCGCCCAAGAAUCUUGUGGGUUGAUGCUGUGUGCAUAUAUAUCAGGAGACGAGGAGAAAUUUCAUCAAGUUCCACGCAUGUUCAUCGUCUACCGAUUGCCCCAUUGCGUCGCCGUCUGGUUCGGUCAGUCGGGUGAUGGCAGCGACGAGGCUGUGACGGCCCUCCGAUAUCUCGGUGAUCAGCUCGAGCUUGGCCGGAACGGCACCGAGCCAGAUCUCCCGGCGCAUCAGAGCCGGACUGGUACCUAUCCGAGACUGAGCUUCCGUAUACUCCGACUGCGCAAUGAGCGAUUCCGAAGCCUAUGUGGGCGAGAUGGGCUGGGCGGCGAAGCUCGUCAGGGCCGAUCGGUCCUAAGCACGAGCAUGGGACACACGGUACUGGCCCCUGCUGCAGCGACACCCGGAGGCGUGGCUUGCGCAUUGCUCGGUUGCAAGUCCUCCGUUCUCCUGCCACCGCAGGCUGAGGGUACAUCCAAAGUGGUCGGUGAAUGCUACAUUCACGAGCUCGAUGACUCCAUGACAACCUGGAUCCGCUCCUCAAGCAGCUGA
Pyricularia pennisetigena is the source of this 579-nucleotide messenger RNA. RefSeq lists its product as uncharacterized. The transcript is spliced from 2 exons. The record is from RefSeq and is a predicted model, not a curated record. NCBI's taxonomy places the organism in Eukaryota, Fungi, Ascomycota, Sordariomycetes, Magnaporthales, Pyriculariaceae. Bases 1 to 579 code for a protein of 192 amino acids.